AUGGGCCCUGUCUCCUGGACGGCCGUUGCCAGAGCGGACAUGUACCUAGCAACUGCCACAGGUAACGACGGACACACCCACACCUGCAGCUCCAACUCCACUGACUGUUCCUUCACCGACCUGCACUGCUCCGAGACCUACGCUGUCACCGUGGUUACCAUCGACAGGGGCUGCCAUAGCGACCCCAGCCCUGACGUUGAACUCAGAACAGGUUUUUGUCCCCCCACCAAUGUUUCAACGUCUCUGCAGUGUGAUGGCAACAUGGGCACUGUCUCCUGGACGGCCGUUGCCAGAGCGGACAUGUACCUAGCAACUGCCACAGGUAACGACGGACACACCCACACCUGCAGCUCCAACUCCACUGACUGUUCCUUCACCGACCUGCACUGCUCCGAGACCUACGCUGUCACCGUGGUUACCAUCGACAGGGGCUGCCAUAGCGACCCCAGCCCUGACGUUGAAGUCAGAACAGGUUUUUGUCCCCCCACCAAUGUUUCAACGUCUCUGCAGUGUGAUGGCAACAUGGGCACUGUCUCCUGGUCGGCCGUUGCCAGGGCGGACAUGUACCUAGCAACCGCCACAGGUGACGACGGACACACCCACACCUGCAGCUCCAACUCCACUGACUGUUCCUUCACCGACCUGCACUGCUCCGAGACCUACGCUGUCACCGUGGUUACCAUCGACAGGGGCUGCCAUAGCGACCCCAGCCCUGACGUUGAACUCAGAACAGUGUGA
Messenger RNA from Coregonus clupeaformis (lake whitefish), 738 nucleotides. RefSeq lists its product as uncharacterized. Gene Ontology annotation, molecular function: protein binding. NCBI's taxonomy places the organism in Eukaryota, Metazoa, Chordata, Actinopteri, Salmoniformes, Salmonidae. The coding region runs from base 1 to 738 and encodes 245 amino acids. The record is from RefSeq and is a predicted model, not a curated record. The transcript has 4 exons.